Messenger RNA from Mesorhabditis belari, 447 nucleotides. The record is from the annotation of a GenBank genome assembly. NCBI's taxonomy places the organism in Eukaryota, Metazoa, Nematoda, Chromadorea, Rhabditida, Rhabditidae.
AUGACGUGGUCACUCCAUAAUUUGUGGUCUUUCAGACACUCGCAUGGGCCUCGGCUCUUGUGUUUGCGGCGAACAUCUCCUCGGAUUACUUGUCGGCUUUAUUCUUUAGAAUUCCAACCUUUCGGCAGCUCCAUUGUCAGCUGUUUUCUUGGCAAUCAUAGCCGUCACUUAUUUGGAGGCAAUCGUCAGCUUCUCUUGGGCGGAUCAGUCGGUGUCUCGGUCGGUGUAACGCUUGUGUUGGGGCUUCUCUCGGAAUGUCUGAUCCGAAACGGUUCCCACUCAUCAAUACCAAUUGGCUCUCCUCAUCGCUUUUACUACCGCCAAUCUUGUCAUUCGAUCACUCAUUUGAUCUUCGGAAUGGACGCUGAGUGUCCAAUCUUUUGGAUCUAUCAUCCAUUCUCCGUGAAUCGGCCCUUCCUCUUCAUCAAAGACACGAACACUUUUCCA